Pelobates cultripes (western spadefoot toad) is the source of this 294-nucleotide messenger RNA. Lineage: Eukaryota; Metazoa; Chordata; Amphibia; Anura; Pelobatidae. The record is from the annotation of a GenBank genome assembly.
AUGAACCGCAACAACGGGGCAGAGGCAAUCCCACCACGUGAGUCAAGAUAUAUACCUGAGAUGGAGGCUUACAGCGACGUCCAGCAGCGUCUCGAUGCAAUUUUUGCCCGAUUCUGGAUCAAGCUCUGGGAGCGUCGGCAAGCACCUCAGGCAAAACUGCAAACCCUACCCUCCAAGGGCGAGCGGAGCCGUGAGUGCAGGGAGAAGAGUGAGGCACCCUCGGGCCUAACAAAGGUACGACCUACCCUUACUCCUCCUUUUGGCCCACCCGGACUGAAAGCCACGCGAAUGUGA